Penicillium lagena is the source of this 1266-nucleotide messenger RNA. RefSeq lists its product as uncharacterized. The transcript has 2 exons. Bases 1 to 1266 code for a protein of 421 amino acids. The record is from RefSeq and is a predicted model, not a curated record. Gene Ontology annotation, molecular function: G protein-coupled receptor activity. Gene Ontology annotation, cellular component: plasma membrane. Gene Ontology annotation, biological process: adenylate cyclase-activating G protein-coupled receptor signaling pathway. NCBI's taxonomy places the organism in Eukaryota, Fungi, Ascomycota, Eurotiomycetes, Eurotiales, Aspergillaceae.
AUGCUGCUGGGAAACGACCCUGUGGAAAGUGCGAUGAACCACGCGUUGGUGCCCCGAUGGGCUAGCGAUGUGAGGCCAGACAUCGAUCCUUUGCCUCUGACACAGCGGAGGGGCCUCAUUGCCGUUUCGUUUAUGGCCUUUCUUUCAUUCCUUGCCACGAUAUCUCUUCUUGCUUUCAUCACGUUCCGCCUAGUUUUCUGGAAAUCAUACUUCCAAAGAUACAUCGGUUACAACCAGUAUAUCAUUCUGAUCUACAACCUGGUUCUGGCAGAUUUUAUACAAUCAGUUGGAUUCUUGAUCUGCCUUAAAUGGAUAAUCACCGAUAAAAUCAAAUCUGGCACAGCGGCGUGCUUUCUCCAAGGCUUUUUUCUCCAAAUUGCAAACCCCGGCAGCGGUCUUUUCGUUCUCGCUAUCGCCUUCCAUACCUUCUUGCUCGUCGUUUGGGGAAUCAAGAUGCCAUACAAAUUCUUUGUCGCCUUCGUUUGUGGUAUCUGGGCAUUUGUCGUUAUUAUUAUAAUGAUAAUUCCUCUGGCAAUCCACGGCGCUGAUAUAUUCGUUCCCUCUGGUGCCUGGUGUUGGAUUAACGAAGACUUCGAAAAUAUUCGUCUCUGGACUCACUAUAUCUGGAUUUUCCUAGCUGAAUUUGGCAAUAUAUGUCUUUACACGGUGAUGUACUUCCAACUUCGGCGACAAAUUACCGCAUCCUCGAUUCUGGGUAAUAGCCAGCUGGAGAGCUUGAAGCGUCUGCGUCGUGUGGUCGGAUACAUGACAAUUUAUCCUCUUGUCUAUCUGGUCCUUUCUUUGCCCUUGGCUGCUGGACGUAUGGCAAACGCGAACGGCAACAUACCAUCUAUCACUUUCUUCUGCUGUGCCGGUGCCAUCAUUACUAGCUCUGGCCUCAUCGAUGUCAUCCUGUAUACGCUUACCCGCCGCAAUCUCAUCAUCGAUUCCGAGCCCAGCCACGGCCGUUCCUAUGAUAGGUUCGCCAGCGACCGUGGACACUAUGGCGAAACCCACUUGACCACUAUCACGGCCGACCCAAAGUCCCGGAAGCUAGGUGCUAAGGACAGCAGCAUGGUGGAUGAGCACGACGGCUCGACAGAUAACAUCGUCCAGUCGGGCGUCGAGAUCGCACCUAUUGGAAAGGUCUAUCAGGAGACCACGAUUGAAGUCACUAGCGAACCCGCAUAUCCAUCCGACGGUGAAAGCGAACGCUCUAGCAAAGAUGAUUUCAAUGAAGCUCCCUCGGGAACGAUGUGGAGAUGA